Messenger RNA from Rodentolepis nana, 993 nucleotides. The record is from the annotation of a GenBank genome assembly. NCBI's taxonomy places the organism in Eukaryota, Metazoa, Platyhelminthes, Cestoda, Cyclophyllidea, Hymenolepididae.
AUGCCUAAAGGUGAGAAGAUUAAGAGAAAACUUUCCAAUUGGUCAUUUUUCAAACCAAAACCAAUUGAACCAAUUAUUAAAGAAGUCCUCUUUGAAUCAGCGUACGCUCUGUACAACUACACUGCUCAAAAUGUGGAUGAAGUCAGUCUCCUUGUUGGCGAUGUUUUAUCCGUAUUCAACAAGAAUAUUGGCUGGUGGGAGGUGAAGAACUGUCGAACUGGUCAGAAGGGCCUAAUUCCUGCCAAUUAUGUGACGAUGGAUGAAAGGGAGACGAUUGUACUAGAAGGGGUGUUCAGUGUGGAUCGAAUUGGAGCCGGGAACAUGUUCCUCUUUCUCGGUGGGGAAGUUGGAAUGUUCAAAAUACACCCAGGAAAUGUGAAUUUGUUUGAUGCUAUUCAAGACCCUUUUGGCAAAAUAGGCAGUGAAUUUCCGUAUACACUAUCUGACCGUGGCGAACGAUCUGAGAUUGAGCAUCAUCCAACAACAAUAGAUGGAAGACUCGGACUGACAGAAGCUCGGCCUCGCCGUGUUAACCCUCCUCCUAAAUUGGAUGACUGUGAAUUUAAUAUUGAUGAAUUGGAAAUUUUGGAGGAGCUGGGAUCGGGCAACUUUGGUGUGGUUUCCAAGGCCCAAAUUGGCAAUGUCUUGAUAGCAAUUAAGAAGAGCAAAGGCAAAGAAGGCAGAGAGGCUUUUAUUCAUGAGGCCCAGAUGAUGUAUGUGCUGAAGCACCCCUCAAUUGUGCAGUUCCAGGGGUUCGCUGAAGACCCCAAUGAUAACUCUGUCAUUAUCAUGCUAGAGUUCAUGGCAAACGGCUCCCUGAAACACUACCUGACAAAACUUGGAAAAUCAAAAUUCACCUACGAUGAUCUCAUCAAAAUGGCAGAUAGAUUGGUCCAAGGAAUGAUAUAUUUGGAGUACUUAGACAUUGUCCAUAUGGAUCUACGCGCAGAUAAUAUCCUUGUUAAUAAAGAGGGUGUAGUCAAGAUAUCCGAC